Molecule: messenger RNA, 2231 nt
Organism: Alosa alosa (allis shad)
Lineage: Eukaryota; Metazoa; Chordata; Actinopteri; Clupeiformes; Clupeidae
Product: sialidase-3-like
Exons: 3
Coding region: 309-1490 (393 amino acids)
Biological process (GO): oligosaccharide catabolic process; ganglioside catabolic process
Cellular component (GO): lysosome; membrane; cytoplasm
Molecular function (GO): exo-alpha-sialidase activity
Source: RefSeq, a predicted model, not a curated record
ACCCAUAGUGCUACACUAGUUGUCUUCAUUUCCGUGAUUUGGUUGCUGGUGUGCUUGGAUAGAGACAGGCGUCUUCUGUGAGUAAAACAGAACACUGUUUUGGAGGCAAAUGACUAGAUUGGCAGUUAGGCCUAUGUAAAUGCAUGCCCACCACCUUUCUAUAACGUGCAUGUAAGCUUUUUGGACCAAUUCAAAACGACUUGGCGUCAUGGAGGAUAAAAUUACUCUUAAUAAAAUACUAGAGCUCUACAUAUCUUCAGUCACAUGGUAGCUUUUUCUGCGAAGUUGUGGAACACAUUGACGGACCAAUGGGCAACAGCGCAUCAGUGCAAACAUGGAGGGUAGAUCCUCCGGCGAAGACAACAGUUUUUAAACGGGAUGAACCAACGGGAAUAACAUACAGAAUCCCAGCUCUUAUAUACAUCAGAGAGAAACAGAUGUUUCUGGCCUUUGCUGAGAAACGCACUUCCUCUUCUGAUCAUGAUGCAGAGCGUCUUGUUAUGAAAAGAGGUACAUUGGAGGGCACAAUUAUUGAGUGGUCACGGUCGAUUCAGGAGCUACAGUCAGCAUGUCUGCCAGAGUACCGCACCAUGAACCCUUGUCCUGUCUUUGAAAAGAACACUCAGACUCUGUUUCUGUUUUUCAUCUGUGUCUUGAGGAAAACCACAGAGCAAUUUCAGAUAUGUACAGGCAAGAACAGAGCUCGCCUCUGUUAUGUCACUAGCUCUGAUUAUGGCCAGAGUUGGAGUGAGGUGAAAGACUUGACAGAGAGCGUGAUAGGAAACAGGAUUCGGAAAUGGGCAACAUUCGCAGUAGGACCAGGGCAUGGCAUUCAAAUGAAGAGCGGAAGGCUUAUCAUUCCAGCUUACGUGUGUUACAUUCACCACAGAUGUUUCUGUUUUCCCCUGCCAUGCUCAGUCAAGCCUCAUGCAUUAGCCUUCUACAGUGAUGACUAUGGGAAGACGUGGCAGGUUGGAACAAUGAUGCAGAUGAAGUCAUGUGAGUGUGAAAUGGCUGAAGUUACAGACCAUGAAGGUAAAAGUUAUUUGUAUUGCAAUGCUCGUAAUACUCGUAACAGCCAUGGCCACAGAAUAGAGGCUAUAAGCGGAGAUAAGGGAGCAGACUUUGCUCAGGCCCACCUAGCACAGGAGCUAGUGGAGCAGCCCCAUGGGUGCCAAGGUAGUGUAGUUGCCUUUAAAGUGCCAAAACAUGUGUCGGAGGUGAGCGAAGACACAACGUGGCUGCUGUACACUCACCCGACUGAUAAGAAGAGAAGACUGGAUCUUGGUAUGUACUUGAACCGCUCUCCGCUGCAUGCGUCUCAGUGGGAGGCCCUCUGGAAACUUCAUCAUGGCCCGAGUGGCUACUCAGAUUUGGCUUACUGUGAAGACCAAGACGUGUUUGUCUGUCUCAUGGAAUGUGGUGAGAAGAGUGAGCUUGAGGAGAUUGCUUCUGUGCAGUUUGAUCUCCGAAAUGUCAUGGAUGCAUGAAAAAAGAAAUCAUGUUUUCGACUGAUAUUCAGUCUUCCCUUUAAGAAUGACUGAGGUUGAAAAAAAGUCACCCUUGAAGAUGUUGUUAAUGUUAUAUUCACACAGAUUACAGAUGCAUUAUUAUGAAAUAAUGUUAAACAUUCACAUUUUUUAGAUUGUUUUUUUUUUUUUUUUUUAAUGGACGUCAAAUCCAUGUAAGGUGUACUGUUAACUUACUGCUUUUAUCUUUCACACACAUUCAGUGAAGAUGAAAUGUAAAUAUCAGUACACACUUGAAAAAACACACCCCUUUUGCAUUCCUUCACAUUGCCUGGUAGCCCACAAUUCAAAGGGGUGGUUUUCUGCUCAUUCACACGUGAUGGAAUUUGAUUAGUGAUACUAUUUUUCAAUACAUCAGUGGUUCUCAAAGUGUGGGGCGGGACGCUAUCUUUAUUAAUGCCUUUCUUUUUUGACAAGGAAGAUCAUAGUUUCAAAACAAAAUAGCCAAACUAGCCAAAAUAGCCAAACACAAACAUAGGAGUCACAAACAUAUCAUUUAUUUUGCUUGUAGUUCUGACAAAUCUUAUGUUGAUAUAAUUAUUGUCCAAAUAUUGAAUAACACUGCUUUUGAAUGUCACUACUGUCUUGAUGAACUGAGAAUAAAGAAUAAUAAAUGUGAACAUGUGACCAUUCAAGUCUUGUAACAGACAUAGUCCACCUUAAAGUAAUUGUUUAAGACACCAAUAAAAGAAUGUAAUUGUA